Messenger RNA from Microthlaspi erraticum, 786 nucleotides. NCBI's taxonomy places the organism in Eukaryota, Viridiplantae, Streptophyta, Magnoliopsida, Brassicales, Brassicaceae. The record is from the annotation of a GenBank genome assembly.
AUGUCUUUUCCAGUAGCAGCAGCAGCUUUGGUGGUGGUCGUAGCAGUUGCGUCGCUGUGGAAAUGGCGGAUCGUGAAAUGGGUCUGGUUUAAACCAAAGAUGCUUGAAAGUUACCUGAGAAAUUGUUCGCUAGCUAUAAGGGAGAUGAAUGGGCAAAUACAGAACAUGGUCCCUGCGUUCUACCACUGUUGCAGCGAGGUUGUAUGCCAAUGGGAGAGGCUGUUUAGUGAUAAAGAAUCGUCUCUUGAAGUCGAUGUUUGGCCUUGGCUUGUGAAUAUGACUGUGGAUGUGAUCUCGCAUACUGCGUUUGGAAGCAUUUAUAAAGAAGAGCAGAGGAUAUUUCAGCUCCAAGGGGAGUUAGCUGAGCUCAUCGCACAAGCUUUUAAGAAAUCUUACAUCCCUGGUUUCAGGUUUUACCCAACAAAGAGCAAUAGAAGGAUGAAAGCUAUAGACAGAGAGAUUGAUAUAAUACUGAGAGAGGAGUCUCAAGGAAAUGGAAUCAGCGUUGAAGAAGUGAUGAAAGAGUGCAAGCUGUUUCAUUUCGCAGGGCAAGAGACAACUUCAGUGUUGCUGGUGUGGACCAUGGUUUUGUUAAGCCAUCACCAAGACUGGCAAGAACGUGCGCGAGAGGAAGUGAGGCAAAUACUCGGUGAUGAUGCUACUAAACCUGAUAUAGAUUCUCUUAGCAACCUCAAAGUCAUGAGUAUGAUAUCCUAUGAGGUUUUGAGGCUAUACCCUGUAGGAACGCAAUUUCACAAAAGAGAUUAUGCAUUGUUGACUAUUUGA